UGAGCGGCACCCGGAGAGAGGAGGAAGAGGAGGAAGGCGCGGAGCAGCCGCGGGGCCGCCAUCCCGCGGCGGUGCCCGGAGGAGGAUGCCGGGGAAGCGGGGCUCGUCGGGCGGCGGAGAGCUGCCGGGGGCCGGCGCGGCGAGGCAGCGGAGGCGGCGGAGGAAGGUGUCCUGCUUCUCCAGCAUCCAGCUCUUCCUGGUGUCCGAAUGCGCGCUGAUGCUGGCCCAGGGUACCGUGGGAGCCUACCUGGUGAGUGUUUUAACCACCUUGGAGCGGCGAUUCAACCUCCAGAGUGCAGACGUGGGUGUCAUUGCCAGCAGCUUUGAAAUCGGCAACCUGGCCCUCAUCCUUUUUGUGAGCUACUUCGGAGCCCGAGGACACAGACCGCGCUUGAUAGGAUGUGGAGGGAUUGUCAUGGCCUUGGGUGCCCUCCUUUCCGCGUUGCCUGAAUUUCUGACCCACCAGUACGAAUACGAAUCAGGGGAAAUACGCUGGGGAGCUGAAGGGAGGGAUGUGUGUGCUGCUAAUGGGUCCACCAGUGAUGAGGGACCAGACCCGGACCUUAUCUGCAGGAAUCGGACUGCCACCAACAUGAUGUACUUGCUGCUCAUUGGAGCACAGGUCCUCCUGGGCAUUGGUGCUACCCCUGUCCAGCCCCUGGGAGUUUCCUACAUUGACGACCACGUGAGGCGGAAAGAUUCCUCUCUGUACAUAGGGAUCCUGUUUACAAUGCUGGUAUUUGGACCAGCCUGUGGAUUUAUCUUGGGCUCCUUCUGUACCAAAAUCUAUGUGGAUGCUGUGUUCAUCGACACAAGUAAGCUGGACAUCACCCCAGAUGACCCUCGCUGGAUCGGUGCAUGGUGGGGAGGCUUCCUCCUCUGUGGUGCCUUACUCUUCUUCUCGUCCCUGCCCAUGUUUGGCUUCCCGCAGUCCUUGCCCCCAAGGCCUGAGCACGCUGGGGAGAGCGAGCAGGCCAUGCUUCCUGACAGGGACUACGAGAGGCCCAAGCCGAGCAACGGGGUCCUGCGGCACGCGUUGGACGCAGAGAGCAGCACAACCUGCUUCCAGCAGCUACGAGUGAUCCCCAAAGUAACAAAGCACUUGCUCUCCAAUCCCGUCUUCACUUGCAUCAUCCUGGCGGCCUGCAUGGAGAUAGCUGUGGUGGCAGGCUUUGCUGCCUUCCUGGGGAAGUACCUGGAGCAGCAGUUCAACCUCACCACCUCAUCUGCCAACCAGCUGCUGGGGAUGACAGCAAUCCCAUGUGCAUGUCUGGGCAUAUUCCUGGGCGGUCUUUUGGUGAAGAAGCUCAGCCUUUCUGCUCUGGGAGCUAUCAGGAUGGCCAUGCUGGUGAACCUGGUGUCCACAGCUUGCUACGUGUCAUUCCUGUUCCUGGGAUGUGACACAGGACCUGUGGCAGGGGUUACUGUUCCCUAUGGAAACAACUCAACUCCAACCUCAUCUCUGGACCCAUAUUCCCCCUGCAAUAACAACUGUGAAUGCCAAACUGAUUCCUUCACUCCGGUCUGUGGGGCAGAUGGGGUCACCUACCUGUCUGCCUGCUUUGCUGGCUGCAGCAGCACAAACCUCAGUGGCUGUUCCUGCCUCAGCUCGGUCCCUGCCGAAAAUGCCACCGUCGUUCCUGGGAAAUGCCCCAGUCCUGGCUGUGAAGAGGCCUUCUUGACAUUCCUCUGUGUGAUGUGUGUCUGCAGCAUGAUCGGGGCCAUGGCGCAGACGCCAUCGGUCAUCAUCCUCAUCAGAACCGUGAGCCCCGAACUCAAGUCUUAUGCUCUGGGGGUGCUUUUCCUGCUUCUCCGUUUGCUGGGUUUUAUUCCACCUCCGUUGAUCUUUGGGGCUGGAAUUGACUCCACAUGUCUGUUCUGGAGCACGUUCUGCGGCGAGCAAGGAGCCUGCGCGCUGUACGACAACGUGGUCUAUAGAUACCUGUAUGUUAGCAUUGCUAUAGCCCUCAAGUCUUUUGCAUUCAUCCUAUAUACAACCACCUGGCAGUGCUUGAGGAAAAACUAUAAAAGGUACAUCAAGAACCACGAAGGUGGUCUCAGCACUAGUGAGUUUUUUGCCUCUACUCUCACCUUAGACAAUCUGGGGCGGGACUCAGUGCCCCAAAACCAACCACAUAGGACAAAAUUUAUCUAUAACCUUGAAGAUCAUGAGUGGUGUGAAAAUAUGGAGUCUGUUUUAUAGUGACUGUGGAAGGAUGGACUAUAUUAAUAACCCAAGGGUCCUUUUUAAUAAAAAUGAGAAGAGAGAAUGAAGAAACAAAAUUACAAGACAACAAUGGCAACACAGGAAACUUUUGUCUUUUUCUCAAAGUCAAACCCAGCCGGGAUUCUUGAGAACGACGUCUUAUAGUGGGAUCACUUGUGAUAUCCUGCGGGGUGAUGGAGAAAGCAGGGAGCUACCAGUCCCUUUGGUGACAGUAUGGGCUUCCAAAAAGGGAAUCGCCAGAGGGCAUCCUCAGAGGUUCAUUGGAGAGCUCAGCCAACAGAGAGCCUUGGGCACGAGGUGUUGAGGAAGCAAGAUGAUGAUGGCAAUGCUGGAAGAGGCAUUUGCAUCCCGGGGGGCCAUCUAUUCCCAUAGUAUGGGCUGAAGGAUCCGCCCUUCGAACCUGGGUGCUGCUCAAACCCAACGUGCUCUGUGAUGUUGCUCUGACACCAGCCAUGAGUCCACGAUAAACACCUUGAAAGCUGCUGGAAAGCUUCCAGGUAGCGAGCAGUGCUGUCCCAGCACCCGAGUCCUUGCAGCCGAGGCGUGUUUGCAGAUCGCAGCUUUUGGGUUGUCUCUGAAUAGCUGUGCUCGGAUCUUUCAAACCCAGUAAAGUUGGAGAUGUUUGCUCACGCUUGCCAAAUGUGCUGUCAUUUUUAAAGAGGGAUGAAUUCCAAAUAUUUGUCUGUGUAAUCCUCUAAUUUUUGAGAUUAUUUUCAAAUCUAUGUUAACCCUUAAAUCGCUGACACUUUUCCAUAGGGAGGGCUUACUCUGGUUUGGGGGAGGAUCCUGUUGAAUAAUGUGACUCAAGGGGUUUGUUUAAUCCUCUGCAUUUUUUAUCCAUACGCCUUCAUUCUAAUAUGCUACCAAGCCAAUGAAGACACAUAAUAUGUUUUUAAAAAAGAGAACGAACGCACUGUGUCUCUAUAAAAACAGUUGGAGAAUUAUAGAUAAUAUGAUGAUUUACAUAAUAUAGUUUUUUCAUAUUCUAUGUGACUCAGUGAAUACAUAUAUAUGAAGGGAGAAACUGUUUAUGUUCUCUCCUGUUUUUAAAGAUAUAUAUAUAUAUAUAUAUAAUUUGCAAUCUAGAAA
Lagopus leucura (white-tailed ptarmigan) is the source of this 3316-nucleotide messenger RNA. RefSeq names its product solute carrier organic anion transporter family member 3A1 (gene SLCO3A1). NCBI's taxonomy places the organism in Eukaryota, Metazoa, Chordata, Aves, Galliformes, Phasianidae. Gene Ontology annotation, biological process: prostaglandin transport; sodium-independent organic anion transport; transmembrane transport. The transcript has 10 exons. The coding region runs from base 86 to 2203 and encodes 705 amino acids. The record is from RefSeq and is a predicted model, not a curated record. Gene Ontology annotation, cellular component: membrane. Gene Ontology annotation, molecular function: protein binding.